Molecule: messenger RNA, 2099 nt
Organism: Phacochoerus africanus (Common warthog)
Lineage: Eukaryota; Metazoa; Chordata; Mammalia; Artiodactyla; Suidae
Gene: HOXA11
Product: homeobox A11
Exons: 2
Coding region: 93-1043 (316 amino acids)
Biological process (GO): regulation of transcription by RNA polymerase II; anatomical structure development
Cellular component (GO): nucleus
Molecular function (GO): RNA polymerase II cis-regulatory region sequence-specific DNA binding; DNA-binding transcription factor activity, RNA polymerase II-specific
Source: RefSeq, a predicted model, not a curated record
CAAAUUUCUACUUCACGGAUCCGCUUCAAAGAGGCAGCUGCAGUGGAGAAUCAUGUUAAGCUCGGCUACUGCGGAGAGCCCAAGGUAGCCCAAUGAUGGAUUUUGAUGAGCGUGGUCCCUGCUCCUCUAACAUGUAUUUGCCAAGUUGUACUUACUACGUCUCGGGUCCAGAUUUCUCCAGCCUCCCUUCUUUUCUGCCCCAGACCCCGUCUUCGCGCCCAAUGACAUACUCCUACUCUUCCAACCUGCCCCAGGUCCAACCCGUGCGCGAAGUGACCUUCAGAGAAUACGCCAUUGAGCCCGCCACUAAAUGGCACCCCCGCGGCAAUCUGGCCCACUGCUACUCCGCGGAGGAGCUCGUGCACAGAGACUGCCUGCAGGCGCCCAGCGCGGCCGGCGUGCCUGGCGACGUGCUGGCCAAGAGCUCGGCCAACGUCUACCACCACCCCACCCCCGCCGUCUCGUCCAAUUUCUAUAGCACCGUGGGCAGAAACGGCGUCCUGCCCCAGGCUUUCGACCAGUUUUUCGAGACGGCCUACGGCACCCCGGAAAACCUCGCCUCCUCCGACUACCCCGGGGACAAGACCACCGAGAAGGGGGCCCCGGCGGCCGCGGCGACCUCCGCGGCGGCGGCGGCGGCGGCGGCAGCAGCGGCCACGGGCACGCCGGCAACUUCAAGUUCGGACAGCGGCGCCGGCGGCUGCCGGGAGGCGGCGGCGGCGGAGGAAAAGGAGCGGCGGCGGCGCCCCGAGAGCAGCAGCAGCCCCGAGUCGUCUUCCGGCCACACUGAGGACAAGGCCGGCGGCUCCAGUGGCCAGCGAACCCGAAAAAAGCGCUGCCCCUACACCAAGUACCAGAUCCGGGAGCUGGAGCGGGAGUUCUUUUUCAGCGUGUACAUCAACAAAGAGAAGCGCCUGCAGCUGUCUCGCAUGCUCAACCUCACCGACCGUCAAGUCAAAAUCUGGUUUCAGAACAGGAGAAUGAAGGAAAAAAAAAUUAACAGAGACCGUUUACAGUACUACUCAGCCAACCCACUCCUCUAAGGCUCCAGCCAGCCGGAAUUGGGUGGGGGCUUCCUUCACAGGAGAUUCUAUGCAGAUUUUGCCCUUGACAAGGUCAAGGCACGCGGUGACUUUUGAAGAAAGGAGCUGUGCACGAGAGGGGAGGCUACGUGGAGAUAGCCCCAAGCAGGCCGCCGGGACUCUUCCGGGGCAUCUGUGGUUAAGAUUCCUAAUGAUAAUUAGGUUCGGAGGAUUGUGCCUCAACUAGAAUGAAUGGUUUGGGACCCCUGGUGGUUCACUCUUGGAGACUCUGGCGCUUGGGGCUGGGUGUGGUCUCCAUCCGGGACUGGGCCCCCUGCCAGGCCCCCUGGAGAUCGACCCCUGCCCAGGACCCUCCACGAGGAGCCUGCCCAUCCCCAGGACUGCUGUGUCCAGAUCUCCAAAGCCAACUCAGCUUGGGGACAGGAGCAGAAGGAAGGGGGUGGCUUCCUAGAUGCCCAGAUUGGGGCUGCUUUCCAAAGGCAAUGUGAAAGGUGAACUAAGAGGGUGAAUGCGAGUGGGGAGAGGGCUGCUGAGCCUUGAGGGGAAAAUAAUCUGCUAUUCUAGGUGGCAUCAGUGGCUCCCCACCCCUCCUAGCCACUCACCGAACUGUCCCAGGCCUGAGCUUCUAGCAGUUGCCUUCUGCAGCCCACCUAGUUUUUCCUACCAAGGAGAGGAGACCCGCCACUCCGGCCUAAAGCCUGGUCCCAGAGCAGACCGUUCCGAGGUGGAAGACAUCAAAAAUCCAAGAGGCUGCACCCAGGCCGCCGGCCGGCCGCCGAGAUCUCUGCAGGAAAUGCCUGUGGAGCCCGGCAGCUUGGCAAAGUCUACACCACACUUCAUUCAAGCUUGGAUUUGCUCGGUGGAGCAGCGGGCCUGGCCAGCAGUCCCAGCUCUGAGGGGGCUCAAGUCCCCCACACACCCAGUUCCUGCACCAUACUCUGCCCUUCACCACCCCAGAACUGAGCUUGGAAGCUUCUGGUGACCUUCCAAGAGCUCCAGAGUGAUUUGGAAUUAUUUUAAAAGAUAAAUAUUAUAUUAUAUAUAUAUAUAUUUCCC